CUAAAGACUGGAAAAGUGAGAGACACUCUUGGCUUGCUUGACUCCUAGUGCCGGGGUCAACAAGUCAACCCAAAAAUCUUUUUAAAAACCCCUCUUGAGCAUUGUUCUCUGCAUCCAUUGCUCAAUAUUUUGCUGCUACAAAAACCACACGUACUUUAAAUAAUGGGCAACGAUACCAUAUCCUCUUCUAUUUAUUCUGUUAUGCUCCUAGUAAUCAGCAUGGCAGCUUGUGUUAGCACAUUUUCAAUUCCAUCAUCUGCAAAAUCAUCAUCGUUGUCGUCGUUUUCAUCUUCAGUAGAGGCGGAAGCUCUGCUGAAUAGUGGUUGGUGGGGAAACUUUUCUUUGGCAAAUCGUUGCUCCUUGAAAGGCAUCACUUGCAAUAGAGCAGGAAGUGUCGUUCGGAUGGAAGUUCGUCUCUUUGAUUCAGACGGAUGGCUUUCAAACAUGAAUUGGUCUUCCUUGCCAAAUCUUGAAUAUCUUGAUCUCAGUUACUCUUACUACUUAUUAGCUGGGGAAAUUCUGGGUGAAAUUGGUACUCUCUCCAAGCUCACCCACCUUGACCUUUCUAACAUCCUUAAUAUUGGAGGUGUUAUACCCCCUACCCUGGGAAAUCUCACCCAAUUAGUCCAUGUCAACUUAUCGAGGACUGAUAUUGGAGGUCCAAUCCCUUCAUCUAUUGGAAAUUGGAGAAACUUGAUCCAUUUGGAUCUCAAUUCAAAUAAUCUCAAUGGCUCCAUCCCUCCUGAAAUAGGGAAUCUGAAGAAUUUGGUCGAGAUGAAUUUGGGUUUAAACCACCUUCAAGGUCCGAUCCCUUCAUCCAUUGGCAAUCUAAGUGCUCUUACCUAUUUGUCUCUCUGUUCAAAUCAACUCAGCUACUCAAUCCCUCCACAAAUUGGGAACCUAAAGAGUUUGGUAGAGAUGGAUAUGAGUUCCAACAUCCUUAUUGGUUCAAUCCCCUCAUCUAUUGGCCAUUUAUCUAAUCUCACCUGGUUCUAUCUCGAUUUAAAUCAACUCAAUGGUCCCAUCCCUUGUGAAAUUGGUAAGCUAGAGAAUUUGGUACAAUUGAAUAUAUCUCUCAACAACCUUGAUGGUCCAAUCCCAUCAUCUAUUGGUAAUUUAAGUUAUCUUACCCAUUUGUCUCUCCAUUCAAAUCAACUCAGCAGCUCAAUCCCUCCGGAAAUAGGUGUUUUAUCAAGUUUGACCUAUAUGUCCCUGGCUUCGAAUAUGCUUGACGGUGUAAUUCCUUCAUCCAUAGGGAAUUUGGCUUAUUUGACUCACUUGGACCUCAGGAUUAACCUCCUCACAGGUCCUAGCCCGAAUAUUAUUUGUGGAUUGAAGAACCUGAAGAUAGGAGGACUCUGCAGAUUGGAGUAUCUGGGGUUGGGUAGAAAUGACUUAGUUGGACCCAUACCCAGCGGACUUACUUAUUUGCCACACCUGGCGUACUUGGAUCUCUCCCAAAAUAAUCUAUUCGGGAAUAUCCCCGCUUGUCUUUGUUUAUUAGCAACUGUCAACUUUUCAUACAACCAUCUCAAUGAGUGUCCGCAUGAGGUUUGCCGUAAAGCAGUUGAUUCCUCCUAUUGUGUGGCCAAUAAGGGAAAGGAAAUUAAACAUAAUAAUCUUUUCUUUUGUCUACUUUUCAUAGCGUUACUUGUCAUCCUUGUCUUAGUUGCGAGAUCUUGUUUCCAUAACCCCCAAAAAAUCCAAAGUGAGGCAAGAGCAAUGAAUCACGUGGAUAUUUGCUCCAUAUGGAAUUAUGAUGGAAGAAUUGCAUAUGAAGACAUCAUCAAAGCAACAAAUGACUUUGACAUUAGAUAUUGCAUUGGAACAGGCGGUUAUGGUAGUGUCUACAGAGCUCAGUUGCCAAGUGGCAAAGUAGUUGCCUUGAAGAAAUUUCAUCGGUUUGAAGCAGAAGACCCAACUUUCGACCAUUGUUUCAGGAAUGAGGUCCAAAUGUUGUCUAAUGUACGACACAAAAACAUCGUGAAGCUUUACGGAUUUUGUUUGCACAACAGAUGCAUGUUCUUGGUGUAUGAGUACAUGGAAAAAGGAAGUUUGUUUUGCACCCUAAGAUUCGAUGUCGAAGCUUCUGAAAUUGGAUGGACUCAAAGGGUAAAAAUCGUUGAAGCAAUGGCACAUGCUUUAUCCUACUUGCAUCAUGAUUGCACCCCGCCAAUUGUUCAUCGGGACAUAUCAAGCAACAACAUUCUGUUGAACUCUCAACUAGAGGCUUUUGUCGCUGACUUCGGAACUGCCAGAUUGUUGCAUCCCGAUUCAUCCAACCAAACUGUUAUUGCAGGCACUUAUGGAUAUAUUGCACCAGAACUUGCCUAUACCAUGGUUGUGACUGAAAAGUGUGAUGUUUAUAGCUUUGGAGUUGUGGCACUAGAAACGAUCAUGGGAAGGCAUCCGGGAGACCUCCUAUCAUCCUUGACGUCGCCUCCAAGCGAAAACAUGAUGAUAACCGAUGUCCUAGAUUCACGCCUUCUGCCUCCAACAAAUCCAAUAGUUGCGGGGGACAUCGUUCUAGUUGCUACAAUGGCAUUUGCAUGUUUAGAUCCCAAGCCCAAGUCCCGACCAUCGAUGCUACACCUGUCUCAAGAGUUUCUUUCUCGUCGGAAAGCUCUGGCUGCACCCCUUCGUACAGUAUCAUUGCGGAAUCUGUGGAAUCGGAAAAUGGACUUUGUCCACCAAUCAAAUGAGCAUGUGAUCAGUGCCCAAGUUUGAAAAGAGAUUUCACAUCCUUUUCAGGCGUUAGUUGUUAUGAUCAUUAUGAAUGUGUUUUAAGAAAAUGUCUAUCCCAAAGGAGCAAUGCUGUAUUAGUUUA
This is a messenger RNA of Rhododendron vialii, 2827 nucleotides long. Its product is annotated as probable leucine-rich repeat receptor-like protein kinase At1g35710. Bases 163 to 2727 code for a protein of 854 amino acids. Gene Ontology annotation, biological process: hormone-mediated signaling pathway; protein phosphorylation. Gene Ontology annotation, cellular component: plasma membrane. NCBI's taxonomy places the organism in Eukaryota, Viridiplantae, Streptophyta, Magnoliopsida, Ericales, Ericaceae. Gene Ontology annotation, molecular function: protein binding; protein kinase activity; ATP binding. The transcript has 3 exons. The record is from RefSeq and is a predicted model, not a curated record.